UUCAGAAAGAAAUGGAUAAAUUGUAGCAAUCGAAACACACUUUUGAAAUAAAUAUUCAUCACAAAAUCAAUUUAAUAUUAUAAAAGUGCUUGUAUUAACUUUAUGAAGUUAAGCGCUGAAACGAUGAUAAACCAAAGAAAACGAAACAUUAACCAAUCAAGUAUUAUCGCAAACAUGAUUGGUUAAAAUAUUUCACACGGUUUUACAUAGCGCGAAGUUUAAUUACGAAAAAAAUUCAAAGUGAUAUUUAUCGAAUGUAAUCUUCACAAUAAUAGCAAUAGAUUUCUAUAUAAAUUGUAUAUAAAUUUUCUUUGUUAACAGUAUUAUGAUACUUAUAUAACUGCCGUACUGUUUAUAUAAUAUAACGUUCUUUUCUUCGGACAUAUGUAUUACGUAUUUGCUGGCAUAUGUUAUAGGUUAGAUGAUUGUGUAGACGUUACGUUCUGAAGUUAGAUUAUAUUUAUUUGUUAACGAUAUAAGCAGGCCCUUUAUUUUUUUACACAAAAAUUAUGAUAUUAUUAAAACGAAAUUCUCAAUCGAUAUAUUAUUCGAUAUAUAAAUAUGUCUUAUUUAUCAUAUUCGUUAUAAGUACUGCAUCACUUUUUAUAUAUUUAAAUAGAAUCCAACCACAUUAUUUUAUUGAUGAAAUGUUUCAUAUACCUCAAACUUUGCAGUAUUGUGAUGGAAAUUUUACAGUGUGGGAUUCUAAAAUAACAACUUUACCUGGCCUAUAUUUUCUUAGUGCUGCAAUAUUAUCUCCUGUAAAUCUUUGUAAUAUAUUGUAUAUAAGAUGUAUCAAUUUAUUUGGUACAUUUGCAAAUCUUUACCUUACUUAUUCUUUAAUGAAACAAAUACAUAAAAAUAAAUGGGAAGACUGGAUGCAGUUAGAAAUAGCAUAUAAUAUUACAAUGUUCCCUCCAUUGUUUUUCUGGUUUUUUCUAUAUUAUACGGAUGUUGUAUCUGUUAACAUCGUUUUAUUGAUGUUAUUAUUACAUUUUCGAACAUAUUACAAAAUUUCAGCUUUCGUUGGAUUAUUAAGCAUACUGAUCAGACAAACAAAUGUCAUUUGGGUUAUAUUUCUUGCCAUGGAACGUCUUGUGGAUUUAUUACAUCAACAUAUGCAAAAACCUAUAACGUCUAAUGUCAUAAAUAGACCGGUUCAUUUAAAGUUAUUAUGGAAGAGUAUAAUGGACAAAGUAAAUAUUGGUAAAAUUUCAUUUAUUAAAUUCCUUAUUGAAAUAUGUAUUAAUCUUUUUCCCUACAUAAUAGUAGGUGUAAUAUUUUUAAUCUUUCUUAUUUGGAAUGGAGGUAUUGUGGUUGGAGAUCAUACUGCACAUGUACCUGUGAUUCAUAUAUCACAAUUAUUUUAUUUUUCUGUUUUUAUAUUUUCUUUCUUAUGGCCUUACAUGAUCCCACAUUAUUUAAUAUUUUUUCAAAAUAUUCAGAAUCACUGGAUCUUAUCGAGUUUCAUUUUUGCACUUAUAACAGUUAUAGUCCAUUGUAAUACUCUUGUUCAUCCAUAUGUAUUAGCAGAUAAUAGGCAUUAUACAUUUUAUAUAUGGAACAAAUUUAUGGGCAAAUAUGUUAUUUUCAGAUAUAUCUUAAUACCUGUAUAUUGUUUUACGAUUUAUAGUACACUGUAUGGUAUAAGUCAUAUAAGAUUUGCAACACAAAUUAAUUUUAUUUUCUGCACAGUUAUUGUUCUUAUACCACAGUUAUUAUUAGAACCACGAUAUUUUAUUAUCCCAUAUAUUUUUUAUCGUUUAAGUAUGAGAAAACCCAAAACUUGGCAAAUUGUAAUGGAAUCAUUUACGAAUGCAAUUAUUAAUUUUUUACAAUUUUUUAUAUUUGUUAAUAAAGUAUUUUAUUGGGAAGAUCAAACUUAUCCCCAAAGAAUAUCUUGGUAAGAUAAUAAUUUCGAAAAUAUAUAAUCGAUUAACCGUUAAUAAAGCCAUGAAUCUAUUUUGAUCAGAUUCAAAAAGCACAUAUAUCAUUAAUAGUAUAUUCAUUAUAAAAUAAAAGGAUUUAUUAGUUUAUAUUACAUGUUGAACCCGAUGACGAAGUCGUAUCUAAGAUAUAAUUAGAUAUACAUUUCAUUUCUGGAUGAUUUCGUUUUAGUAUCUUAAAAUAGACUAGUACAGACUUUAGCACACACAUAUUCAAGCUUUGCUAUUUUCUUUCCAUUGUGCUAAUUUUAAAUUAAGACUUUUUAAUUGUGGUUAUUUUUUGUUAUCUUCAAUAACAUGUAAUAUAUUUACAAGGUACUAUAAAUCGAUUGAAAAUUAUUAAAAUAAAAUAAAGAUUGUUCUCCUUUUUUUUUCUUUUUUUUUUUUUAAACAAAAUACAAACUUGUUCUUUAUUUUUUUUUAUUUAGUAUUUGUUCAUCAUAUACAGUCUCUGUAGUUCCAAUAUUAACAGUCACACGAAAUUAGAAUAAAUUGAUGAAUGAAUUUGAGAAUUCUUCUUACAUGUAUGAAAACAAUUUUUUUUCCAUAGUAUUUGUGAUCAUUUCUCGCAUAUAAUAAUUUUAUAGUAUUUUUAUCACUAAUGUUUCACGCGUACAUACGCGUAGCAUGAUCCAUAAUAUACAUGAUUUAAAUUUGACGAUUUAUAUAAUAAAAAUCAUUUCGACGCUUGUGUAACUUUCAUUCUUUUCGUCAUUAAUCUCUUUUUAUAAUUAUCGUCAAAAAAUGUACCAUAUACAAUUUGGAAAGCAUAUGUACAUUUGAAUAUUGGAAUCCUAUAAGAAAAUGAUUCCAAAUUUAUAAACACGAGUUUAAUUUCAUUUAUAUUAUUUAUCGAGAAAGAGUGAUACUUUUGUUUACUGUUGACAUUAUUAAUAUAAUAGAACAUAUUCUUUGAAUUUCAUUAUUGUAUUUAUCAUAUUAUUGCUUGAUAUUCUUUACAUUAGUAUAAUGCAUCUACAAUAUACUAUAUAAUGUAAGAAAUAACAACAAAUCUCCAAAUUAAGUCUAAAUGAACUUAAUUAUCAUGGAAUUAUUAUGGGAUGACAGCAUUAAUUAAACUUAAUUAUAUCUAAUUUUUCGUUUAUAUUUUAAAAGGAAUUAUUAAGUAGAUAGUUCGAUAGAAAAAUCAUAAAACGUAUACUUGACAAAUAAAAACUAUAUAAAGAUUUUUUUGUACAUUGCAAAAUGAUUUGCAGCAAAAAUAUAUAUAUGUAUACGUACAUAUUUGUCUUUUACCGACGAUAAAUGGAAUAAUCCGAUCUUGCAUCUCUCGCGUUAUACCUGAUUUUUACAACAUCGCUCGUAAUAUAUAUAUAUAUAUAUAUAUAUAUAUAUAUAUAUAUAUAUAU
Vespula pensylvanica (western yellowjacket) is the source of this 3316-nucleotide messenger RNA. It is a transcript of the gene Alg10, whose product is annotated as putative Dol-P-Glc:Glc(2)Man(9)GlcNAc(2)-PP-Dol alpha-1,2-glucosyltransferase. Gene Ontology annotation, biological process: dolichol-linked oligosaccharide biosynthetic process; protein N-linked glycosylation. Gene Ontology annotation, cellular component: endoplasmic reticulum. Lineage: Eukaryota; Metazoa; Arthropoda; Insecta; Hymenoptera; Vespidae. Gene Ontology annotation, molecular function: dolichyl pyrophosphate Glc2Man9GlcNAc2 alpha-1,2-glucosyltransferase activity. The coding region runs from base 510 to 1907 and encodes 465 amino acids. The transcript has 4 exons. The record is from RefSeq and is a predicted model, not a curated record.